This is a messenger RNA of Ipomoea nil (Japanese morning glory), 1291 nucleotides long. Its product is annotated as staphylococcal-like nuclease CAN2. The coding region runs from base 119 to 1126 and encodes 335 amino acids. Lineage: Eukaryota; Viridiplantae; Streptophyta; Magnoliopsida; Solanales; Convolvulaceae. Gene Ontology annotation, biological process: tRNA aminoacylation for protein translation. The record is from RefSeq and is a predicted model, not a curated record. Gene Ontology annotation, molecular function: nuclease activity; aminoacyl-tRNA ligase activity; nucleic acid binding. Gene Ontology annotation, cellular component: cytoplasm. The transcript is spliced from 9 exons.
UUCCGGCCUUUUUUUUCUUGCAAUUAAGAUCUUUAAUUUCUUCUUGUUGAGCUCAAAAUUUCAUAAUUAUAAUUCAUUAUUUUAAAAAAAUUAAUCAAGAAAAUACAAGAAUCUAGCAAUGGGUAACGUCCUAAGAUUCUUGUGCGGCCGUUGUUGUAAUCCCGCGGCGGACUCCGAUUUCCCCGGCCACCACGGAGCGACGGCGACCGCCGCCGGCGUCUCUGCCAUUGCUCAAGAUAUCCAUAACUUUGAGAUCAAUUCCCAGGUUCCUCAAGGAUUGAGUCAGCAUGUUGUUUCAUCCAAAAAGGCUCAAGCUAAUUGGUAUAAAAAGCUUUCCGAUGCAUGGAGAGAAGAAAAACCUCCUCCAAAAACACCAGAAGAAGCUUCAAGACUUGUAAUUCAGAUCUUGAAAAGACAUAAAAAAGCAGAUGUUGAGGGAUUGCUGGCUUUCUAUGGCCUUCCUCUUCCUCACUCUUUGGUUGAGCAUACAAACACCGCGCCUCCAUCACACCCUCAAGGACUCAAGUUUGAACUACAUACAUUGCCGGUGGAUGCAAAGGCAGUGGCAGAUGGAGAUACAAUCACUGUAUAUGUUAGCACUGCAGAUCCCAGAGAGUCAUCUUCUGUUCCAAAAGAUGUACAGACAGCUGCUGUUCAGCGAUCAAAGGCACGCGCCCGCAAAAAUUAUGCACGAGCAGACGAACUACACAAGCAGAUCAUUGACUCUGGAUACAGGGUGAUUCAGGUUAAUAAUGAGGAAGUUCUCGCAAGGAAAUAUAGGAUCAGAUUAAGGGGAAUAGAUGCACCAGAAAGCAAAAUGCCUUAUGGAAAAGAGGCCAAGGAGGAACUUGUCAAGAUUGUGCAAGGCAAGUGCCUAAGAGUCCUGGUUUUUACAGUGGAUCGCUACGGCCGUUCUGUAGGAGAUAUAUACUGCAAUGGCACCUUUGUACAGGAAGUCAUGCUAAAAAAGGGGCUAGCAUGGCAUUACACCGCCUACGAUCAACGCCCAGAAUUAGACGAGUGGGAGAAAGAGGCUCGAGCAAAUCAGAUAGGUAUAUGGGCAUCUAAGAACCCAGAGAUGCCAUGGCAAUGGCGAAAAGACAGACGGGAAAACAACCAUCACUAAUGUACCUAUGAUCAACAAACACAGACAGACAGACAAUACAUAGAUUUCCACGUCACUAAGCAUUUGCUAUUUCUGAAUCAUGUACACUGUAAACUUUGCAUCUAGUUCAAAGCACCAAAACAAUGUUUCAACAAUAAUGUAUCAAAUUCUCGUGUUUCCUAGUGA